AUGAUGGACGAUGACGACGUCCCACCCCCGAAACGAAGAAAAGGAGGACAGAAACAGCGGUUGCAACAGCUGGCUCGCGAGGAAACCCCGGCGACGUCUUCUACUGCGGAUUCUGGGUUGGCACAAUUCCUUGAGGAGGCUUGGGCAUGGGGGGACUUGACGCCGCAGCAAGUCCAGCGAAUAGCUGCUCUGACGAAGAAGGACAUGUUGGCAGCUGGCUUGACAGAGAGCGAUGUUCCGGGCCGCCUAAAGAAGCUUGCAGAAAUAGGCACUGCAGGGGCCCACUCAAACAACUGCCACAGGGACCUGAUGGCUUAUCUGCCUGGCAAAUGCAAGCUGCCGAGGCCGUUUCAAGAGGUCCUGCCCUUCAAGACUGGACAAAGUGCUCAAGCUUUCAUGCUGCCGCACGAAGUCUUUUCGGCACUUUACCACCACUAUCCAGGGUACUGGCAAGCUUCCUUUCUACCUGGUGGGGUUCCAGCUUUGCAGGCUUUCUGGAAACACUUCGACAAGCAUCCGUGUAUGGCGGAUGGGACAUUGGCUGACAAAGAUGACUUCAGAAAAACUUGCUUGCCUUUGGCACUACACGGCGAUGCCGUCCCAACCACUGGCCUGGGCAAAGUUUGGGCCAAGCUCCUGCAGACCUUCAACUGGCACUGUAUGCUCUGCAGGGGCGGCAGCAAGGCAACUUUGUUCCUGGUCUGGUCUGUGUUCGAGCAGCUUCUUGUCGCCGGUGACAAUGGGACGUUGGAGACUUUCUUUCGGAUCCUCAAGUGGUCCUUUACAGCCCUCUACCACGGCAAGUUCCCAGAGGGCUCUGUGCCUGCAAGAAAGGCUGGCGACUGGCUGGCCAAUGGGUUCUGUGGAGUCCUUGUCUGCCUGCAAGGGGACUUAGAGUUCUUCGCCAAAUCUUUGUCUCUCCCACGCUGGAGCAGCAAUGAGAACUGUUGUCCCCUGUGCCCUGCAACCGGCUCAGGAGCUGCCAUGAAUUGGAGAAACUUCCGAGAGACUGCUCCGUGGGUCGGGCUCUGCUGGCGCCCGGCGAGCUGGAGGGCAUUUCCUGAGAGGAGCAAAUGCCCUUUGUUCGACAUCCCUGCAGUGUCUGGAGCGACAGUUGCAGUGGACUAUAUGCAUAGCAAAUAUCUUGGAUCGGACAUGUACGUGUACGGGGGCCUCUUCUACUACAUGUGCUUUUACUUGAUGACGGACACCCCCCAAGCCAAUCUCCUCACAAUUUGGAGUGAGCUCCAAGAGCUCUACCGGCUUCUCGGUGUGAAGCAUCGCUAUGCCUACUUCAACAGACUCACGAUGUUCGUCCGCAAAAGCGGGCCCCCCAAGCUUCGGGGACGAGCAGCUGAAGUCAAGGGCCUGGCUCUGCCCAUGUUGCACCUCUGGGAGAAAUACAUGAACGGGCAACUGCAGCUCCACAGGAUGAUCCUCGCCAUGCUCAAGACCAACUGCACGAUGGAGCUUUUGUUGGACGAGUACCGCGAUGAGGACUUCUUCCCCCAGGCUGCGGCGAACCAGUUCAAGGCAGCAGCCUUCCAGAUGGCUCACUUGCAUGGACUCGUGGCAGACCACUUCCAUGAGCAAGAAGACUGCCCCUGGCUCUGCCACACAACUGCGAAGCUGCACAUGGUGUUGCACAGUGCACUGUUGGCUGGCACUGUAAAUCCCAGGCUGGUUUGGUGCUUCGCCAAUGAGGACUUCAUGGGCAUCACUCGCAAGGUGGCACAAAACUGCGUUCGUGGCACAAAGGCUGCUGCUGCCAACACAAAGAUGUUGGAACACUGGAAGGACUCGGAAGCGAGUCGCGAGGGGGUUAUGGUGGAGAAGGGUUCCUCGAGUGGCGAAGCUUUGGCUUUGCCGAAGCUCAAGCGAAGCCUGGCAAGCUUCUUCCUGAACGUGGACGAAGAGGAGGUAAAGAACGGAGUCUUCUUGAAGAGCACCUGGAGAGUGGCUGCCCUCGGCCGUGGUCUGUCUCCCGACUCGGCAAAGGCGGAGGCGAGAGAAGCGAGGGCACGGUGGAGUGAGAAGGUGGACAAAGGGGAGAUACAGCCCUCUCAGGAGUAG
Molecule: messenger RNA, 2073 nt
Organism: Symbiodinium sp. CCMP2592
Lineage: Eukaryota; Dinophyceae; Suessiales; Symbiodiniaceae
Source: the annotation of a GenBank genome assembly